Molecule: messenger RNA, 3087 nt
Organism: Sinocyclocheilus grahami
Lineage: Eukaryota; Metazoa; Chordata; Actinopteri; Cypriniformes; Cyprinidae
Product: flocculation protein FLO11-like
Exons: 6
Coding region: 590-2350 (586 amino acids)
Source: RefSeq, a predicted model, not a curated record
UCGGGCCACAAAAACGGCGGCUUAGACCCAUAAAAUGAACUUAAGUAGCCUAUGGCACAUUCAGUAUGCAGCAUAUCUCUCCCUCAGAGUUUUUCAGCUUCCAGUGGCGUCUUUAUCGGUUUUUUACAACUGCCAUACCUUUAACAGCUGUAUAAUUAAAUAGGCAACCAUGCAUUUCAAAGUCUACCUGACCUAGGAUAAUUUGUUUAUUUUCGACUUCAUAAUUUGUCCCCUACGCCCGCUGCACCUGCCAAAAAAAACGAUACAAAUAAUAAUGGUUAUGUUUUUUUAAACUUGUCCUAUUGCAAGACGAUACGAUUCCAAAAUCAUUUUUGCAACACGGAAAUAUGAGAAUUCAGUGGCGUAAUAUUGUAACAAGUUGAUACACAGUUUCGCGAUCCAAUGAAAAAGACAAAGAGCGUGUGAUGGCUGGGGAGGGUUGUGCUUUAAACGCGCAUAUCGAAACUUAGUGCUUCAAUCUGCGAAGGACCUCACAGACUGACCUUCCUCUAAAGGGUCUGAUUUGGAGUCCAGAUUCAGGGACACAAAGAAAGGCUGUUGAAUUUUACUAUUUAAAGAAGGUGCAAAAAUGUCAUUUACACGCGAGCAAUUUUAUAACGAGGCAAUAAGGCCGAAUUUGGCUCGUUUUUCAUCAGUGGUCAAAGUGAGAGAUAUCUUACCUCACCUGCAAUGCCUCACAUUCACUGAUAGGGAAGAGGUCGAAGCCAAGAGAGAAACUUCUGGAAACUUCACUGCUAUGCAGAUACUUCUAGAUAAUCUACGCAGACGCGAGAAAUGGCCUGAUGAGUUCAUCACUGCACUCCGGAACUGUGAACAUAGGGAACUGGCUAAUGAGAUGAGCGCUACUUAUGACAGGAUCAGGGGCAUCACAAAUAAUGCUGCUCCUACACCCAGACCAGCACCUGCUCCAGCUGCUUCUUCUACUUCAUCUGGUUCCACAACAACCACAACCACAGUGACCGUUCAUGCAGUCCCAGCAACCACUCCUCCUCUGCUGAUUCCACCCUCAGGGGGAGCCCCAACAAGUUCAACUGCCUCUUCCAACACUGCAGCCCCCAAACCAUCUCUUGCUCCUGUUAAACCUCCUACUCCAGUUCCAGCACCUUCUCCUGAACCAGUUUCCCAAGCUGAAGUAGCACCUCCUGUUGUAGCUCCUUCCCAAGCACCUUCCCCUCCUGAAGUCUCAGUUUCUAAAGUGUCUUUACCUGUUCAAACCCUCACUGGGGCAGCUGAGAACAAAACACCUGCUUUAGAUAAUUCAGAUGACUUGGCUUUAACAGACCGAACCACCAUCUCCUCAUCAACUGGUGAAGCUCUCCUCUCCACCUCAAGUGCUCAAGCAUCCUCCUCAGACACUUCCACUUCUCAAAGUCAAAUAACAAAGCUUUACACCACCUUCCAGACUUCUCCGAAGUCAAAGAAGACCCAGGUGCCAACAGCAGACAUAGAUAUGGACCCUUCUGAGAUACUCCCUGUCCAAGACACAAAUCCCCCAUUGAGAAUGGAAAGGACAUUUCAGGAGCCGGAAGAGAUAUCUGACCCAACUGCAAAUGAGAGGGAUCAGAGGAACAACACUGUUGGGUUGCCAGUUUUUAAUAAUGCUCCAACAAAUUCUACCACAACAGCUCAGGCAACAUCUUCUGCACCUGCUGAGGUGGUUACGCACUCUCCCUCUUCCAUCGACCAGGAAUGUUUCAGCAAGCCUGAAGUCCUUCAGCAUCCAGAACCCCAGCAGAACAGAGCAGAGAUUCUUCCUGUCUUUCAAGAGGAGCCUUGCUCAGUGGUUUCAGGUGACUUGGAGAUCAGCAAUGCAACAGACUCUUCCACAGAACUUGGAGAGUCUACUAGUCUUGCAGACCAGAACUCCGCUCCCUUUGCUUCCCUUGAUUCUGCUACUCAGUCCUUUCAAGACUCUCCAUACAAUGCUGCUCCCUUGACCUGUAACCAGCCUGAGGAGGACCACUAUGAAUCUUUCUACGGGAGUCAUACACCGAUAAAUGUAAUCCAGUUUGCUGAAGAGCCAUCUGCUGAAAAUAUGAAUGGUCAGCCACCAAGCAUCCUGCAACGUAGCACAGUCAUCUCUGAGGACCAGCAUACCCUGAACUAUGUUGGCACAGGAAGUGCAGUUCAUCUUUCUGAGCCAUCUGGGCAUGACAGUAAGAAGUCAACCACCAUCAACGUUCGAGAGGAAGAAUCCAGUGCUGCUAGGCCAGAGCAGAGAGGAGAGGGGCGCCCAGAAUUAUUCAGGAUAAACAACUUCCACCUUAUUGCUGCUGCAGGGAUUGGUCUUUCUGCUGCAUUAUUGGCCUGGAAGUUCACCCACAAAUGAAAAUUUUGUCAUCAUGUACUUACUCUCGUGUUGCAUGAAACCCCUAUGAUUUUUUUUUUCAAUGAAACACAAAGGGACUUAAGUAAAAUGUCCAGGCUGCUCUUUUCCAUAAAUAACAGUGGAUAGUAACUGGUGCUGAAGAAAAGGACAAAAUGUACAAUAAAAGUAGUACAAUAAAAGGUUUGUACUAUAUACUAGGGAUGGGCAUUCCAGGCAAAAAUAAUAUUCGAAAAUUGCUGGGUAUUAUUCGAUUAUUAUUUGAAAAUCACACCCCUCCCCCAACUGCAUGCACAAACACCCAUAAACGGAGAGAGACGGGAUUCACGCUUUCAAUCUGUAUAAUAAACUGUUUAAUUCAGAAGCUAGGCUACCUUAACUCAAGCCAUAUAAUGAUUGUAACGUGCUGAAACAUUAAUAUAAUAAACAUAAGCGAAUGAUGGCACUUAUUAACAUAAGAGUCCGUCGUUUAGCAUGAAUCAACUGCCCAUAAGGCUAGGACAUUCCAUUUAUAAAGAGGGAACCCCUAAACAGAAUAGAUACGAGAUGGGAGAAAAAAUAUACAUCAGUAUCUUCUGUCGCAAUUAUAUUGUUGGGUAAUUAUUCUGUCUAUAAACUGUUGGCAUCAGAGAGCCGUUAUUAAUAUACGGGGCAUUGAAAUCGCUUAUGAACCGCGUGCUAAUUUUUUUACUUUCACUUUCGAGAUUCGGCAGUACUUACCACACAUUUUACAAGAUUAG